AUGGCCGUUCCCUGGAAUAUUCGAGGGUCAGCAUCCCAGCUUUUCUUCCAAGACAAAACAUCACCCCAGUACAAAGCCUUGCUUGCCAUCGCAGACGUGCCUCAUCCAGAUCGGUCUAUACUAGGCUCUUUCAUCAACGAUGCGCUUGAUCCGCAAGAAGCAGCGCGAUACUUUCUUCGCAUGACAUCUAUGGAAAACGGCUCCAAAGCACCUCCAGAGAGAUCAAUAUCGGAGUUUCUAUCCAACUGGAAAAUCCUUAUCGACAAAUUUCGUCCGACAUUAGUAACCUCGCUGUCUAGCGAGACGAAAAAGCUCCUCUAUGAAAGGGAUGGAGGUCGGUGUUGUCUUACGCGUACCCCGUUCAAGUCGGACUUGGAUUACAACAUAAAUUAUGCUCACAUGAUUUCGCCUCAUGUGUUUGCAGGUCCAGAUUUAUCAGAAGGAGCUGCUCUAUCUGAAAUGUUGGGCGCCUUUUUAUCUAGAGAACGAUUGGAGAUUGCCUUUAAUGCCGUGAAGGAAGGGGAGGUGUUUUUAAUCGUCGAAAGCCGGGCAAACCAUCCCGAUACGACUCAAAAGCAGACUUACUACAUCAAUGCCAACUGGUUUAAACCCCAACAUUGCGGUCGCCUUUCUUUGCCAACGGACAAAAUACACCUUGAGAAUAGGUCUCCUCAGCUAACCCCAAUUCUAAACGAAGAGCUCAUUGGUAUUCACACACGUUUUUCAACGUCCUUAGCGUGGAUGGAAGCACAGAAGUAUAUGAACAUGUCACUCGAUGAUGCUAGUAGAAGAGAACCAAUUCUUCCUUCGUUGGCGCCGCCAUUUUUCCCACUUUUGCGAAAGCUCUGGAUAGCAUUACCGUCUUUUGUUCGAGCAUCCGUUUACGAUGGAUUACUCUGGAUUGGUUCUCGUAUUUAUGGUCCCUCCCUUUCGAUGACCGUCUUUAAACUACCAUUUGGCUUGUAUUUGCGAAGAGGAUCCCCAGUCUUGGCACCAAAAUACCACGUUGAAGCUCGCACCCUCCGCAUGGUAGAACAAUCGACUCAUAUUCCUGCACCACGAGCAAUGGACGUCUUAGAAACUCCUCGUUUUUCAUACUUGCUCAUGACCUGCGUUCCUGGACACCCGAUCGGUCAAAUGCUGCAUACCAUGACUGAUGAGCAAGUGAAGCAAGCCGUGACUGACUUGAAACGAUAUAUUUCUGAACUGCGGAAAAUACCGAACACGAUGACAGAAUUUCAAAUCUGCAAUUCGCAAGGUGGCGGCAUCUUGGACUGGCGAAUUCCCGAUAGUCAGCGUGAAGAGCUACGGUUCAAGACUGAGGCUGAUUUCAACAAAUAUCUGACUGAUCCUUUUUGGGAGGAAAUUCGGAUUCGCGCGGCCAAAUCGCAUGAUAUUCCUCACGAGAUUGUUUUUACUCAUGGUGACCUCAACCCAAGGAAUAUUCUCGCAGAGAACGGAAAGAUAACGGGUAUUGUCGAUUGGGAAAAUGCAGGUUGGUUUCCUGAGUAUUGGGAGUAUACUAAAGCGCAUUACACCGUCCGAAGCGUGAUCCGUUGGCUUGCUGAUGUCGUCGACGAGGUAUUUGAGGGCUAUCGCGAUGAAUUCCUGGUGGAAAAUAUGCUUUCCGAUCUUCUGGGUCCUUUUUAG
Aspergillus nomiae NRRL 13137 is the source of this 1650-nucleotide messenger RNA. RefSeq lists its product as uncharacterized. The coding region runs from base 1 to 1650 and encodes 549 amino acids. The transcript has 6 exons. The record is from RefSeq and is a predicted model, not a curated record. Lineage: Eukaryota; Fungi; Ascomycota; Eurotiomycetes; Eurotiales; Aspergillaceae.